Molecule: messenger RNA, 1132 nt
Organism: Carassius auratus (goldfish)
Lineage: Eukaryota; Metazoa; Chordata; Actinopteri; Cypriniformes; Cyprinidae
Product: endonuclease domain-containing 1 protein-like
Exons: 2
Coding region: 38-952 (304 amino acids)
Molecular function (GO): nucleic acid binding; hydrolase activity; metal ion binding
Source: RefSeq, a predicted model, not a curated record
ACUCAAGUAAGACUGUCGAGAAGCUCCUUUGACUAAAAUGCAUCCCUCUGUCAUCCUUCUGGUCCUUGCCUUCACAACAUGGCUCUCUGAACAUUUGGGAACUGCAACCGUGGUCGAAGACUUCAACCAUGUUGAGAGAUGCAAGGACUCGCUGUAUAUGGGCACUCCACCACGAGGCUUCAGAGAUAGCAGACUCAAGAAGAUCUGCCAGCGCUAUGCUGACAAACCCAGAUAUGUGACCCUGUACGACUCCAAAAACCGUAUCCCGGUUUACUCAGCAUACACCUUCAAGAAAACAGAGGGCGAUCGGCGUGUGGACUAUCCCUGGAUGUAUGAACCUCAGCUUGCAGAGCUCGAUGGGAAUGGGAACAUGCUGCCGUUCCCCACCGGAUACUUACACAUGAAGUUUGAGGACAGCCAGGCAAUUUUGGAUGACUAUUCCGAUGUGGUUUUAUAUGAAAGAGGCCAUCUGAAUCCAGACCAGCACCAGUCAGACCCCCAGGACCGAGCAGCUACCUAUACGCUCACCAACGUCGUGCCAGAAAUACGUGAGUUCAACAUCGGACCAUGGCGGGAACACGAAGAGCGCAUCCGUCUGCGCCUCAACAAUUUCUGCCGGGGAACAGCCUAUGUUGUAACUGGGGUAACCACUACUGGAAACAUGAUCCGACGCAACAACCAGGACCGUGUUGGCAUCCCUGAAGAAGUGUGGUCUGCCUACUGCUGCACUGACUACGACAGAAACGCACCACACAAUGAGCGCAUCCGCUUUCCGACCCAAGCUGCCCUGGCUAAGAAUGCAAAGGAUGGAAACAGAGUCCAAGAGCUCACAGUGCAGGAUCUGGAGAUCUACCUGACAAACAAAAUGUCUGUGGACAAGAACUUCCAGCUGUUCUAUGAUAACUGCAACUCACCUUCACCUCUUCCUUCCUACCUUCAUUAUACCAAAUGAUCUGACUUACCUUCAGCUUACAGCUUUGGUUGUGGUUUCUUUUUUCUUGCUUUCUUCUUUCCUGCAGAUUCUCUGUAAAUUACUGUACAAUUAUUUAGAAAUUUUGUGGAGUUAAUGUUAAAUAUAGUGGUUUGCAAUGUUAUACACUACUGUUUAAAUAUUUGGGAUAGGUAAGUUUAU